Messenger RNA from Clupea harengus (Atlantic herring), 1679 nucleotides. RefSeq names its product mycbp associated protein. NCBI's taxonomy places the organism in Eukaryota, Metazoa, Chordata, Actinopteri, Clupeiformes, Clupeidae. The transcript is spliced from 12 exons. The annotation marks the transcript as partial. The record is from RefSeq and is a predicted model, not a curated record.
AUAGAAAGCGUGUGAAGGCAUCUGAGGAGUCCAGCUCGGCUGUGUGUGAGGAGGAGCCUCAGAGCCCCACACUGAAGGGGGACGACAUCCAGGCCCUCACCAUCAGACAGGAGGACCUGGAGAAGCUUCGAAUUCCCCAGCCCCCUAAGGACUCUCAGAAGCCUCCAGCGAUGACACGCGUGCUGGUCAGGAAGACCCGCCCACCAGACCAGACCAGGAAGGGAAUAGCCGUUUCUGUGGCGAGGCCCCUCCCACAUAGCGCCAUCCCCCAACCACUGGAGUACACAGGGCCCGGUGGACCUCGCUUUGACUCUGAGGGCAUGAUCAUACCCCAUAGCAUCCUGGGAAGGCUGGAGGACUUCAGGAGAGACAUGGAGGCCAGGGGAGAGAUUGAGCUUGCCAGUCGUGUGCCUGUCCCUCAGAACGAGCUCUCCCAAUUGGCCCGGGAGCAGAGGGACGGGUCCGAGCCCAGGCUCCGGCCCUGUGAUGGUGACGACUUCCAGAGCAACGCCCUCCAGCACUGGGACGACUGCAUGGCAGAGAGGCGGCGACAGCAGUACCUCAUCUCCAGGCUGCUGCAGAGGCCAGCAGAGCAGCUGCUGAUGAACCAGUCCAACCUGUACAGGCAGACCCAGGAGCAGAGGGAGCUGAUCAGUAAAGGCCUGCCAGCACUGCACACAGGGCAUGGUUAUCGUGUGGGCAGUGAGUACUGGAGUCUGCCUCAGCGCUAUGGCGACCAGAUGAGUGGCAUCACCUCCACUCUGACCCAGACGGAGAGAGGAAACCCACCGCCAGUCACACACGUCGCUCAGCCACACACCAUACGACUGCAGUCAGGGAAUGUGACCCCUGAGACCUCUGUGAGUCGUGCGUGGGACAGCAGCCUCUACCUCAAGCAGCGCAGAGAGGAGCUGAAGGACGUGCUGAGAGAGUUGGACUUCAACCAGCCGGAGAUCGAUGGUUUGGAGGUCAUGGGCUCCGGUCGUCCCUUCACCUCCGUGACUGUGAAGCGCUCGUCCCUGCUGGGUGGAAAAGAGGGGGAUGAGGAGGAUGAGAGGAGAGAGGGAGAUCUCAAGGAGAAUGAGGACCCCCUGUCUCAGUAUGAUGAUGUGUUGUUGGAUGCUGUGCUGGUUCCUGCACUACGCUUCUGUGGGGAGCCUGCACACUGGACUGGAAGACAAUCCUCACACAAGGGUGAGGUGGGCAUCAGUGCCUGUGUGACGUUUGAGGCGGUGACGGGGGAGAGUGUGAACUCUCACAUUGAUCUGGAGAACCACGGCAGCACAGCCAUCUACUACAACUGGCAGAAGAUCCCACACACACACAGCUUCAUGGAGGCCCGCGCCGCACACACACACACACAGAGCUUCUACUUCAACACCACGAUGGGUGUGAUCCUGCCAGGGGAGCGGCAGCGUGUGUUGUUCACCUUUAAGAGUGCGCGUGCGGGCAUCCUGGGCGAGGUGUGGCGUCUCAACACACACCCCGUCCUGCUGGGCGGGGCCACCCUGCAGCUCACACUCCGCGGAGUGGCGCUGUACCAGGACACCACGGCACCACAGAGACACGCCUUGCAGGGACACUUCGACACGAGGAGACGGGAUCAAACUAGCAGCCCUCCGAUUGCUGAACGACUCCUCUACCUCCUGAACCACUAUCGGCCCAAAGUCAACCGCUAG